Messenger RNA from Uncinocarpus reesii 1704, 1524 nucleotides. RefSeq names its product Ste50p protein. Gene Ontology annotation, biological process: signal transduction. NCBI's taxonomy places the organism in Eukaryota, Fungi, Ascomycota, Eurotiomycetes, Onygenales, Onygenaceae. Bases 1 to 1524 code for a protein of 507 amino acids. The record is from RefSeq and is a predicted model, not a curated record. Gene Ontology annotation, molecular function: protein binding. The transcript has 3 exons.
AUGGCAUUCCCCACCUCAUAUCACCAUGGAGAUUCGGAUGCGGACGAUGAAUAUGAAAGAAGCGUCCUGGUAUCGCCUCGCCUUGUGGACGACUCCGAAGCAUCCCCCACCGAUUCAGAACCGCCAUCGGCCCAAAAUACGCCCACAACUUUCACAAAUACGGCCGACGAACGCAGUUCGCCGACGUCGUCGAUAAUAGAAUGGUCUGCGGAGGACUGUGCGAAUUUUGCUACGAAUCUUGGGCUGCAGCAAUACCGUGACUCGUUUAUUGAGAACGAGAUUGUUGGAGAAGCAUUGAUUGCGUUAAGGCAUGAAGAGCUAAAAGAGCUGGGGAUAUCCAGUGUCGGCCAUCGGUUAACUCUCCUAAAAAGCGUAUACGAGAUAAAAGUUAAGCAAGGAGUGUCGUUUGACCCAGACCAUUACGUUCCUCUAUCUGCUGAGCAAAGCAACGCAAAGGAAAUCGCCACUCAGGAAGACGUUGCGCUCCUAAUAAGGACCAUCCGGAAACGGGACGAAAGACUCGCUGCGGCAGAAUCGGAAUUGCGAAAAUUAGCAGAUGAUUACAGGAGGCUUCGAGAGGAAUUGCUGCCCGUAUUUAAGAUGGCCAAAGACAGAUCCCAGCCCCUACCGUAUCAACCGACCUCAUCCUAUGCCGGCUCUACCCUGGUAUCGGAUCCGUAUAACCACGAACCAUCCGCAACUUCGCCUUCAAUCAUGACUCAACCGGAAAAGACAGGCCCUAGUCUCUCCCGGACCUUCUCGAAAAAGCUCUUCGCUGGAGGGACUACUCCGAAAACCAACUCACCUACCCAUAUUCCGCAAUCUAUACCUGAGGGACGAGCAUAUAGUGACACUUCGACCUUGGACCCGUCCGCUGCUGCUAUGGCUGCUUCAUCCCAUCUAACCGCUUCCAUGAACGGUGGCCAACCUUCGCCCAAAGGCAUCCCAUCCCCCACAUCCCCCGCCAGCUUCUACCCACAACAAACUCUUGCAUCUCGAUCAUAUUCCCGGGAGACGGCGAGUAUCAACCGCUCCCAUGAUCACCCCGAAGACCCGCAAUCACAACAACGCCACGAUCGCUCGACACCAGGCCACCCCAGUUCCAAUAGUAAUCCACCCGGCUCUCGUGCUCAAAAUGACCCUGCAGGCCCCAGCGUCGAAAUUUUCAAGUCUUUCCGUGUUUCUAUGGAAGAUCCGUGUUACAGAGUCCUACCUGCUGCGCUUAAGAAGUAUAAUAUCCACGAAGACUGGCGACACUAUGCUCUCUAUAUUGUCUAUGGCGAUCAAGAACGGUGUCUUGGCCUCGACGAAAAACCUUUGAUCUUAUUUAAACAGUUGGCCGGUGAUGGCCAGAAGCCUAUGUUUAUGCUACGAAGACAAACGCCAAUAAGUGAUGGCACAGCAACGAAUAUAUACCCUGGGGGUGGGAUUGGCAUUGCGCCGGGAAGUGCGAGCAUCGACGGAGGAGGGGGAGGGGGCCGGGUGCAACCUGGAGCAAUUCAGCUGCCUGGCGGUGUCUUAUGA